This is a messenger RNA of Rana temporaria (common frog), 2852 nucleotides long. RefSeq names its product cytosolic phospholipase A2 delta-like. Gene Ontology annotation, molecular function: calcium ion binding; calcium-dependent phospholipid binding. Bases 114 to 2597 code for a protein of 827 amino acids. The transcript has 21 exons. NCBI's taxonomy places the organism in Eukaryota, Metazoa, Chordata, Amphibia, Anura, Ranidae. Gene Ontology annotation, cellular component: cytosol. The record is from RefSeq and is a predicted model, not a curated record. Gene Ontology annotation, biological process: glycerophospholipid catabolic process.
CUUACUCUUCCUUACAGUCUGAAGUUGCAUCUUUUACUGGGAGUGACAUGUGGAUGAAUGCUUUUUAAUACAUCUGACUCCAAUGUGAUAAACCAUACUCUCACCGGACUGGGAUGGCUCGAAGACAAUCUGCUGUCUCCUACCAGGAGGAGAGUGCGCUCAGCCAAUUAACUGUUAAAAUCAUAAAAGCAUCAAACAUCCCAUGGGCAGACUGGACGAGCAAUGCUGACUGUUACGUGUGUUUGUGGCUCCCAACUGCCACUAAUAGUGUGCCAAACACCAGCACCAUAUCAAACAACAGUUGUCCUGUCUGGAAUGAAACAUUUGAGUUCACCAUCAGCAAUAAAGUCAAGAACGUGAUACAUUUGACGCUUCAUGAUGAGGAUGCGAUCACCAAGAAUGAUCUGUUAUCUGUUGUCGCUUAUGAUGUGGGGAAUGUCAACCCUGGAGAAACUAAGACAAAGUCUUUUUGUUUGGACCCUACCGGAGAACAGACGUUGGAAGUAGAAUUCACUGUAAAGGAAAUACCACAUAGUCAUGAGAAAAUUGUGACAAAUGGAGUUCUUGUGUGCAGAGAGAUGUCCUGUCUUGAAAUAUCUGUCGACAAGCAGAGGAUUCCAGAGAAUUUACUUGGUGGCCAUCUUUGUUUAUCUGUGAAGGAUUCUUGUGAAAAGAAAGACAGAGUGGAACUGCGGGCUGCGGCAGGCAAUGAUCACACAUAUAAAUGCAAAUUUCAUUGUAUCAGGAAGUGGGACCCUGAACUUAUAGCCCAGUUAGAGGGCACAGACGAUCAGUGUCUUCAAGUGGUUCCAGUGAAGACCCUUCCUCUGGGCCAGGAACAGAAGAUCCACCUUUCUACAGUACAAGUUUAUGCAAAUUGCUGGUGCUUCCGCUGCUUCCUUCCACUGCGCUGGAUUCAGGCCAGACCAUUGGAAGUGAAACUCAAAGCUAAAGAUUGCACAGAUAAGAUGAACAUCCGUCUGGGGUUUGGGAUCUGUGAAGAGGAAAUUAUUUUCCGCUCGAAGAGGAAAAAGCUUGUUGCUGACGCAUUAAAGAAAGUUUUGAAUCUUGAUCGAGACCUGCAAGAGCAUGAGGUUCCUGUGAUUGGUAUUGCAGCAACAGGUGGAGGUGUGAGAGCAAUGAUUUCACUUCUUGGCUCCCUGAUAGCACUAAAGAAACUGAAUCUCUUGGACUGUGUGUCCUACAUCACUGGAACGUCUGGAUCCACAUGGACACUGAGUAAAUUAUAUGCAGAUGCCAACUGGUCACAGAAAGAUCUAACCAAAACAUUAGAAGAUGUUCGCAGGAAUGUGACCAAGAGCAAGAUGUCUGCCUUUUCCUUUGAUAGCCUAGCUUUCUACAAAUCCGAACUGAGCAAGAGGGAAGAGAUGGGCUAUAAGACAUCUUUCUCAGAUUUAUGGGGCUUGGCCAUUGAGUCCAUGAUGUAUGAUAAGGUGAAUGAAAGUAAGCUGACAGAUCAGAGGAAAGCUCUGUGUAAUGGACAGAACCCCCUCCCUUUAUAUCUGUCCAUGAACGUCAAACCGCAUGAGAACUCCACAUUGGAUUUUAAAGAAUGGUGUGAAUUCUCCCCUUAUGAAGUCGGACUGCUGAAAUAUGGAGCCUUCAUACGUUCCGAAGACUUUGGCAGUGAAUUCUUUAUGGGUAGAAAAACAAAAGUCCUUCCAGAGUCCAGAAUCUGCUUCCUUCUGGGGAUGUGGAGUAAUAUCUUCUCUGUUAAUCUGCUGGAUGCCUGGUAUGCGGCUGUAAGCUCAGAAAACUUUUGGCACAGGUUCACCAGAGACAACGUGCUUGACUUAGGUGAAGAAGAAGCCUUAGAGAGGAAAAAAGCCUCGGCCUGCCUGGACACACGUCUUACGCAACCAGCAGGGGAGUUCAGCCAAAGAGUGCGAGGGGUUCUUACUAACCGCCCUCUUGAUGGAGAACUUCAUAAUUUCCUACGAGGAUUACAGAUGCAUUCAAAUUACGUUACAGAGAAUGACUUCUGUACAUUUGAUGGCACAGAAUUAGAUAAUUCCCCUAACAACUUGACCCCCUGUUCAGAAGAUCUCUGCCUGGUGGAUUGUGCAUAUUACAUCAAUGCAAGCUUCCCACCACUGUUACGACAAGAACGCAAAGUAGACAUGAUUAUGUCAUUUGAUUAUGGACUCUCAGAUAAAUUCAAAUCAGUGGUGCAAACUGAAGAAUACUGUACUGCUCAUAAGCUAUUUUUCCCCAAAAUCGAGGUAACUGCCGAGGACAAGCAGAACCCUAAGGAAUGCUACGUUUUCGCAGACUGCGAGUACCCAGACUUUCCCACCAUCAUGCACUUUCCAUUAGUAAAUGACACAUUCAAGAAGUACAAACAGCCAGGUGUCGAGAGGGAAACCGAUCAAGAGAAGGAGGAAGGAAAUGUUCCCCUGUCCGGCCUCUUUUCACCUUACAAAGUGUUCCGAUUAACAUACGGUGAUGAAGAUUUGGAGAAACUGAUAAAUCUGACAGAAUACAAUGUGCUGAACAAUGUGGAAGUCAUUCUGCAGACCUUGCGUAACAUAAUUGAAUGCAAACAGAAACGUAGCAGCAGCACCGCAAGAUUGUGAGCCAAAAUGCCAAACCACCAUCACUACAUCGUACACAUGGGUUUUGUAACGACUGUAGUUUAGGAACAAAAGCUGCUUGCAAUAAGAAUACUUUUAAAUGCGUAUUUUUAUUCCAUGUCUGUGUACACAUGGUAUCUAAAAAGAAAACCUCACAUUGAAACGGAACUCCUGGGUAGUGCAUUGAGGUAUGCCAGUUCGGUUCAGUUAGAGGAUACAGUCGUUUACUUCAUGGAAGAUACAGUCAGCAUGUGAAAA